CCCCUCUUCAGAAAACUGGAGUAGGAAGCGGAAAUGAACAAAUUGACAUUCUCUUUUGUGUGUAUGUUUUGAGCUGUUGAACGUGAAGUUGUCAAGCAGUUUAGAGGUCUCUUUGAAAAGCUGUCAAUACGAAGGGGGAAAUAACAGGAAAUCAACAUGAACCUAGAGCGCCUUCCUAAUGAGGAGAAACUCACCCUCUGUAGGAAAUACUAUUUCGGGGGAUUUGCAUUCCUUCCGUUCCUGUGGCUGGUGAAUGUGGUGUGGUUUUUCAAAGAGGCCUUUGUAAAGCCAACAUAUACUGAACAACUUCAGAUCAAAACAUAUGUAAAGCGUUCAGGGCUGGGGUUGCUACUGUGGGUUGCAGUACUCACCACAUGGAUAACCAUAUUCCAACACUUCAGAGCAGAAUGGGGUGAGGUGGGCGACUACCUCUCCUUCACCAUUCCACUUGGCAUUCCCUGAGACAGACAAGGCGGGAAACAAGAAAGCUUCCUACUGUAUAAAACUUUACCAUGACAGAAUUAAUAGGCUAAUCUAACAUAGGUUGAAAUAGUUAAAUGUGUAGUUUAUCUCAAUGGAUAUUCAUGGUAAUUUUCUUCUGGGCUUUAAUGAGUGGGAAGAUGUCCUAUGAACACUGCACCUUUUCCCCAAAUUGUGUGUAGUGUGUGGAUGUCUCAACACGUUUGAGUAAAUUUGGAAGGUUAUACAGGCGAAUGGUAUGUAUGACAAAAAUAGCAAAUUCAUUAACUUUCUAAAUGAAAUGGAAGUGUAUGCAUUUUUUAUUUGCUGUAAUAAGGUUUUGAGUUUAGAUGCCAGAUUGUGGUCUAGUGUGCAUUUCAUUAGACAUUUGGCUCCUAUGGAUAAUAUGAAUGGUAUGAGCAUAGCUUUGGAUAACAAUAUCCAAUUGGCUUUGUGUUUAAUAUGUCAGUAUUUGUGUAACACUGCUCACAAUAACAACAUACUUAUUCCAGAUAAUAAUAUUCAUAGUAUCCUUUGUACUCUCGGUGUAAACCAUUCCAACAGUGAUGAGAUAUUAGCCAGUAAAGUACUUUAUGAUUGCAGAA
Messenger RNA from Oncorhynchus nerka (sockeye salmon), 1064 nucleotides. It is a transcript of the gene psenen, whose product is annotated as presenilin enhancer, gamma-secretase subunit. The transcript has 4 exons. Bases 157 to 462 code for a protein of 101 amino acids. Gene Ontology annotation, biological process: Notch receptor processing. Gene Ontology annotation, cellular component: gamma-secretase complex. The record is from RefSeq and is a predicted model, not a curated record. NCBI's taxonomy places the organism in Eukaryota, Metazoa, Chordata, Actinopteri, Salmoniformes, Salmonidae.